Molecule: messenger RNA, 2562 nt
Organism: Kickxella alabastrina
Lineage: Eukaryota; Fungi; Kickxellomycota; Kickxellomycetes; Kickxellales; Kickxellaceae
Product: Alg9-like mannosyltransferase family-domain-containing protein
Exons: 1
Coding region: 141-2216 (691 amino acids)
Biological process (GO): protein N-linked glycosylation
Cellular component (GO): endoplasmic reticulum membrane
Molecular function (GO): alpha-1,2-mannosyltransferase activity
Source: RefSeq, a predicted model, not a curated record
CAAAAUUCAAUUUUUUUUAACUUUUGCUUUAUUAUUUGCUUUUCUUUUUGAAUUUAGAUGCAAAAUUGACAAAGGUAUCGGAAGCAAGCAGCGAUUAUAACAAAAAAUUAUAUCAGCAGCAGCAACAACAGAACAGGAAAAUGUUGCAUCAGAGGCGUAGUUUGAAACAAGAGCGAGCUGAAAAGCGUACGCUCAAGCUAUCUCGCAAGGCGCAAAAAAAAACAGCGUCUACCGAAACGACCAAGCUCCACGCAUCCGAUCAAUCCCAAACACCCAGUACACGAGCAGCACAAGUAUCGGAUGAAUUCCUCCCGUCUUUUAACCUGCUUUUCCGGCUUUUUUCCUUGAUCCGCAUAAGCGGGGCGCUGAGCUCGCCGAUCCAAGACUGUGACGAGGUGUUCAACUACUGGGAGCCACUGCAUUUUUUGCAGUUUGGGCAGGGCAUGCAGACGUGGGAGUACGCACCACAGUUCGCGCUGCGGUCAUACGGGUUCCUGGAGCUCUACCGCGCGCCAGUAUGGCUGCUGCACCUGGUGCUCGGAUUUAGGAGCAAGGGCCAAGUGUACUAUGGGUUGCGGAUUGUGCUUGCUCUGGUGUCAGCAGCCUGCGAGGCAGCGUUUGUCCGAGGUGUCGGGAAGUUUGGAGAUCAGAGGGUUGCGCGGGUGACGGCGCUGGCGUUGUUUGGCAUGGCAGGGAUGUUUCACGCUGCUGUGGCACUGCUGCCAUCGUCGUUUGCCAUGUACUUUACUGCGCUCGGGUCUGCGGCUGCCAUGCAGCGCAGGGGGGAGCGCGCAUGGGUGAGGAGGACUCUGCCUGCUAUCAGUGCAUUUGUUGUUGCGUCGGCGUGCGGGUGGCCGUAUGCGGCUGUGGCUGCGGCGCCGUUUUUCAUCGAGGAGAUUAUGGAGAGCGGCAGUACCUGUAAUGUUGGCGUGUGGUGGCGGCUCAAGCGCAUUGCUGUGUUGGUGUUGACUGGCGCUGCGGUUUCGGCCUUGGCGCUCGGCGCAAUGGUGCUUGUGGACUCACAGUAUUACGGGCACACGGUGGUGGCGGCGUGGAACCAGGUGGCGUACAACGUGCUUGGCGGUGGUCCUGGGUCGGAGCUUUAUGGGACGGAGCCAUGGUACUUUUACAUUAAAAACGGGCUGGUUAAUGCCAACAUCGUAAUGAUCCUGGCGCUGGCCAGCUUGCCGCUCUGGCUGGCCUACCGUAUUGUACUCUGGCUGUCCACCCGGCGCGGCCAAGCUUCCAGCGCGCAGCAGCAGCAAGCAGUCGCGCAACUACACACUAGCCACCGGCUGCUGUUAUACCGCAUUUUGCCGUUUAAUCUUGCACUGCUGGUGUUUUCUCUGCAGCCGCAUAAGGAGGAGCGAUUCCUGACAGUGGUCUACCCGCACUUGUGUUUCAGCGCCGCAGUGUCGCUCAGUCUCCUGCAUCCGCUGGCUGCAUGGCUCACUGAGCUGCUGCACAGGGGUGGUGUGCGUCGCUGGGUUGACCGGCUCGGUCUGGCGCUGAUGCUCUGCGCUACGGCGUUGGGUGUCCUGCGGAUGGCGGCGCUGGGUCAGUACUACUCGGCGCCAACGCGGGUCUUUGCCAGCCUGCCUGCGAUCGAGAAAUCGCCGACGCCGCUGCCAUUGCUGCCGCUGGGCCCAUCAAUCAAAACGCUGUUUGGCGCUCGCACCCGGGACACACAGGAUACCCUGGGCGGCAACGGGCCUACCCGGGUCUUGUGCUUGGGCAAGGACUGGUACCGGUUCCCGUCGUCGUACUGGCUGCCCGCCGGGUACCGCCUGGAGUUCACCCAGUCUGGAUUUGACGGCCACCUGCCUGGGUCCUUCACCCCUGUUGCCCAGAGCGGGUCUGUCCAGGCAUCGACCUCCGCGGUGCGCAAUGACUUUAACGCGUUGAAUCUCUGGGAGCCAUCGCACGUGGUGGAUUCCUCAGCGUGCGAUUAUUUUGUCAAUACGGAGUAUCCGCACCGCGCGCCGCCGCAGAGUGUGCUUGGAGAAGAGGAGGAGGCUGGUGGUGGUGGUUGGAGGUCGCUGUAUUGCUUGCCGAUUUUGGACGCUGAGAAUAGCAUGUUGCUCGCUCGUGUACUGUAUAUUCCAAAGAAGGUCGUCCGGCUGUUGGAGCUUUUCAGCGGUAGUGGCAGGUGGCAGGCGUGGGGCAAGAUGUGCGUAUACGAGCGAGGCGCUGGUGUUGGAUUGGAUGGAAAUUAAAUGAAAAAUUAGAAAUCACCGAACGCGUACCAAACAACACACCCCUUCCCUUAUGGGGACUAAUUAGCGAGACACUGGGUGUGUUGGUGUUGGUUCUCUUGUAGGAAUUGCCUUUUUGUCUGUAUGAUGGGAGCGGCAGGCGCGUGACGUACAAAAAGCCGUUCGAUAAGAUCGAAGCAUUGGAUCGGCCGGCGAUAAAAGCGGAAUUUUUUUACUUUGUUCGCACGGGCCCAGAAUAUUUAAGGAGACAUUUGAACCAGACCCCCUCUCUCCCCCUUGUCCUGGAUUCUGCACACAUUGCAUUGCCAAUUAUUGUUGGUUGCAUUUAAAGUCUUAGUCUUCGACU